AAGGAAGGGAGGAAACAUGGCCACCUAUGGUGUAUAAAAGCUUACGACCUAAGACUUACAAGCACAGUAAAGUGCUAGGAAGAGAAGGCAAUGUACCGCUGUAGGAGCAAACUCCUUCGUUAUUUUGCGAUCAAUGGACUGCUGAUGUGCUUGCUGUACGGGAGCGCAGAAGCAAUUGUUGGAGUGGACGAAUGCCAGGCAACCCGCGUGAUACACUUUCUCCAAUAUCCAGGUUGCGUCCCAAAGCCGAUUCCCAGUUACGCAUGCAGAGGACGAUGUAGCAGCUACCUACAGGUGUCCGGGUCCAAGAUGUGGCAAAUGGAGAGAAGUUGCAUGUGUUGUCAGGAAAGCGGUGAGAGAGAGGCUAGUGUCUCCCUGUUCUGUCCGAGGGCGAAACCAGGGGAGAAGAAGUUCCGGAAGAUGGUUACCAAGGCGCCGCUGGAGUGCAUGUGCAGACCGUGCACCAGUGUCGAGGAAUACGCGAUAAUCCCCCAAGAGAUCGCGGGAUUUGCCGACGAGGGUCCCUUUGCAACGUCCGCGCAUUUCAGAAGAUCCUCUGGUUUACAAUAGAUAGAUAUAUCUCUUCUGGAUUAAAUGUUGUUCUCCGGCCAUCGAGACUGUCGCCGAUUUCGAGCGAAAUUAGAUAUUUUAAGGAACUGGUAAGAAAAUCCUCUUGUGCUGAUGUUUUUUUUUUCAAAUACAUAAAAGCGUGGUCGAGACUCUGCGACAGAUUUUAAUAUGUAAUAUAUGUUGACGAAAUCG
This is a messenger RNA of Camponotus floridanus (Florida carpenter ant), 762 nucleotides long. It is a transcript of the gene Burs, whose product is annotated as bursicon. The transcript is spliced from 4 exons. NCBI's taxonomy places the organism in Eukaryota, Metazoa, Arthropoda, Insecta, Hymenoptera, Formicidae. Gene Ontology annotation, biological process: animal organ morphogenesis. The record is from RefSeq and is a predicted model, not a curated record. Bases 91 to 570 code for a protein of 159 amino acids. Gene Ontology annotation, molecular function: receptor ligand activity; BMP binding.